Linum trigynum is the source of this 426-nucleotide messenger RNA. The record is from the annotation of a GenBank genome assembly. Lineage: Eukaryota; Viridiplantae; Streptophyta; Magnoliopsida; Malpighiales; Linaceae.
AUGGCGACCCACUUCAUCAUCCCGAUCAGGGACGUUCUCCAGGCAGUAGGGGACAUAAAAUCCUACGACAACUGGCUCGCCUGCCUGAAAACCUACCUCAUAUCCCAAGAUCUCUGGGAUUUAAUCGACUCCCCUGAAAUUACUUACUUCCUGCCACUGUUACUACCGACGCCGCCGGGCGGCGGAGGAAGAAUGCGGCGGCUCUGCACGCGAUUCAGAUUUCGCUGGGCUGUGACGUGCUCCACGAGAUACGGGAAAUCAGCGCGGCGAAGGAGGCUUGAGACGCUCUGGCGGAUAUGCAUUGGAAGAAGCUACUACCCAAGAACGACCCUGAAGCUGGAGCUGGAGCAGAGCAGCUGCAGUAGGCCGACGCUGGUAAAUCUCGAACUGGCAUAUUUAAUUAACUUCUUAAAUUACCGCGGUUAA